This is a messenger RNA of Bipolaris maydis ATCC 48331, 1369 nucleotides long. RefSeq lists its product as uncharacterized. The record is from RefSeq and is a predicted model, not a curated record. Gene Ontology annotation, molecular function: acyltransferase activity, transferring groups other than amino-acyl groups. NCBI's taxonomy places the organism in Eukaryota, Fungi, Ascomycota, Dothideomycetes, Pleosporales, Pleosporaceae.
UCUCGAGUCGAAACUGUCUCGAGAUCGCAGCUUUCCAAAGUCCAUACAGGAGAUUUAAAUCGUCCUGCUCAUACAUAAACACCAACUAGGAAGUCGAGAAAAGUAGCGUUGUUUGAACUCAAGGUUUCUUUCUAGACACACUGUGGUUCAAGUGACUAACCAACCUUUCGACGAGCCUGAUAACUAGCCCUGCGGGGAACACUUCACGGUGGCUUAUUCCACGACUGUCCCAAUUACCAAACGAAGCGGCAGAUCCCAUUUGAAUACUAGUAGAAGCUUACCAACGAAACCGCAAUCAUGGCGAAAACCUUGUCGCCCAUUACGCCAGUCAGCUGUAGUCUUGCAGGAGAAGCAAAAUCCUCCAACUUGAAGUCUGCCACAAUCAGGACCAAUGAAGUCCCUACUGGCAUCAAGAUUGUGAAGCAAAAGCCCACCGCUCCUGCCUUGCCUCCGCUUACGCAUGAUGUCCGUGUCGUGACCCUUGCCGAGUACAAGCAAGCUGCUCUUUGUCUGGCCGAGGCCUUUAACCAGGAUGAGGUAGUCCGGUACUUUGUCGAUGUACCUGACCUUGCUCACUGGACUGAAGAGCAAAAGUUUGCUUUGCAUGUCGAGAUUCUCGAAUACAUCACGUGUGCUCACAUCCUCAAGGGAAUGGUGACUACGGUCGGAGACUUUGAAGCAGUUGCGCUGUGGAUGCCGCCAGGCCAGAACAUGGAUGACUAUCUCACCACAUUCCGCUCUGGCAUGUGGCGUCUGAACUUCCGCCUCUCGGCCGAAGGCAAGCGUCGCUUCUUUGGCGAGUUCAUUCCUCUACUCCACGACACGAUGCACACCACGCUCGGCGAUCGAGAACUCGAGGCCUGGUACUUGGUAUACAUUGGCACUAGGCCUAGUGGCCGUGGAAAGGGCCAUGCUCGCAAGCUCAUUGAGCAUGUCACGAAGCUGGCGGAUCGCGAGGGCAGGCCGUGUUACUUGGAGUCGAGUAACGAGGCCAACCCCGCCAUCUACCGCAAGUUUGGCUUCCAAGUGACGAGAAGGGUCAACCUUCAGAGGGGCGGAAAGAAUAUUCCCAUGGAUAUCAUGGUUAGAGAGCCCCAGAUGACAGAAGAGAAGAAUAGUGGCAUGUAAGGUAGUUUUAGUUGGUGGGGUAGGGUUGAUCGAUCGUGAACAGUAAAGUCACCGGUUCAACAGAUGACUUUGGGGGGCGGGUGGUAAGAUACAAGCUAGGAGAUACUGGCUUAUUGUAGUGUCCUUCAACAGGGCCUACCUGGUACUGUUUUUUUUGGCACGCGGAUUUCUUUUCGCACAUAUCUUAGAUUACACUCGUUACUGUGGGGUACAAGGAAACAAAGUGGUGACACGAUGCUUG